This is a messenger RNA of Indicator indicator, 717 nucleotides long. RefSeq names its product PICALM interacting mitotic regulator (gene PIMREG). NCBI's taxonomy places the organism in Eukaryota, Metazoa, Chordata, Aves, Piciformes, Indicatoridae. The transcript is spliced from 3 exons. The record is from RefSeq and is a predicted model, not a curated record. Bases 1 to 717 code for a protein of 238 amino acids.
AUGGCAUCUGUGCUACAGAACGUCAAGGCCACGAUGUCCUGGCGGAAACACCACCUCCUGGGUGACUUUGAUGAGAAUGAGAGCUCUGUCCCUGACAAAUUCAGGACAAGGCCUUCUCUGAGUUCUCUCAAUACCAUCCGCAUGUCUCUACGGAAGCGAGUCCCACUAAAGCAAGUAGAGAUGGAUUUUCACAAGACCCCAACUUGGGAAAGCCUGGAAGCAAGACAGAAGUGCCAAACUCUUCAGACUCUCAGAAGAACAGCAAAAAAUGCUUUUGGAACAGUGUCCCAGAAAAUACAGAAGUCUUGCCAAAGCCCAGUGCGCUCCAAGGUGACCUUUCCAUCUGAAUCCACCAGCAGAAGCUGUGCCACCAAUUCUGCCAAGAAAAGAGGUACCACACCUCGAACUUCUUGCCUUAAGGAGUCAGCAGCCAGUUCCAAAGGCACCCCAAGAUCCAGCAAAAGAGCCUUGCUUAGGCCAAAGAGGCUGUCAGAACGCAGGGAAUGCAAGGGUUUGGCAUCCUGGUUUGGCAAAGAUGCUGUCUCUCUCCGGAGAUCAAGAAGAGCAGCAGCACUCAAGAGCCCUUAUUCAUCACCUGCUCCUAGCAGCAGAAAGAUAGAGUUUGACUAUGAGCUGGAGCUGGUUUCCUCCAGGAUCUGCCAGCUGAAGCACAUCUCCCAGGCAUUUGAUGAUGCUGCUGUGCAAGAGGACAGGUAA